AUGACAAUUGAGAAACUCCAAUUCUCUCUGCCAGCAGUUUUCACGAUUGGCCCAGAUAACAACAUUGAGGCCCUCAAAAAAUAUGCUCUGCUUUUGUCUGGGGAAGCCGAUGGAAUUGAAUCCUCUGAUAAAAAGCUCACUACCCGUACAAGGGGGAAUCAUGUGCAAGACAUCGUCAAAGGCAUUAUCGAGGGUGAAACUCGCGUCAUCGUCUCCAGUAUGACUAUGGAAGAGAUUUUCAAGGAGAGACAGAUCUUCAAGCAGCACGUCAUUGAUAACGUGCAGAAUGAGUUGGACCAGUUUGGUCUUCGGAUCUACAACGCAAACGUUAAAGAGCUCCAAGAUGCCCCUGGGAGCGAAUAUUUCUCCUAUCUUAGCCGGAAGGCACAUGAAGGAGCAUUAAAUCAGGCAAAGAUUGACGUCGCUGAAGCCCGAAUGAGAGGUGAGAUUGGGGAAGCUGAGAAACGCGGUAAAACCAAACAGGAGAUUUCGAAGAUCGAUGCAGAGACGGCAGUUUUGGAAACAAAACGCCGAAGCGAAAAGGCGCAAGCAGAUGCCCAACUUACCAACCGUCAGACAGAGCUUGAUAUGGACAUUCGUCUCAAGAAGAUUGCCGCCCAACGCCAGUCUGAGAUGAGAGAUGCUGAGUUGCAGAAGGAAGUUGAAACGAAACGUGCGGAAACCGAACUCGAGAGGCUGAGAGCCACAGAUGUCACAAAAAGCAAAGUUGCCAAAGAAUCGGCCCAACAAGACGCCGAUGCUAGCUACUAUACCCAGACCAGGAAUGCAGACGCGCAGCUCUAUGAGAACAAGAUGAAAGCCGACGCCCAAUUCUACCGCGAGACAAAAAUUGCAGAAGCGGCAUUCGUCGCCAGGCAGAAAGAAGCAGAAGGCAUGAUGGAGAUGGCCAAGGCAUACGGUGCAAUGGCGGAUGCCUUCGGCGGUCCCCAAGGGCUCUUACAGUACAUGAUGAUCCAGAACAACACCUAUGAGAAACUCGCGAAUGCAAAUGCCCACGCCGUCCGUGGCAUGGAGCCAAAGAUUACAGUCUGGAAUACCGGUGCUGCCGAUGCCUCUCAAGACAGUACUGCUCCCAUUCGAAACCUGAUGCAGAGCCUACCACCGCUCUUUUCCACGAUCCACGAUCAAACCGGUAUUGCCCCACCCAAUUGGUUGGUCCAGAUGCCGCAGGGACAGAAGCAGAAUGCCGCCGAACCUAUUAAGAACGACAUCACACCCAAGGUGCAAACGGCCAACGCUAACUAG
Messenger RNA from Ophidiomyces ophidiicola, 1266 nucleotides. RefSeq lists its product as uncharacterized. Gene Ontology annotation, cellular component: plasma membrane. NCBI's taxonomy places the organism in Eukaryota, Fungi, Ascomycota, Eurotiomycetes, Onygenales, Onygenaceae. Gene Ontology annotation, biological process: protein localization to plasma membrane. The transcript has 4 exons. The record is from RefSeq and is a predicted model, not a curated record. The coding region runs from base 1 to 1266 and encodes 421 amino acids.